Molecule: messenger RNA, 1490 nt
Organism: Cucurbita pepo subsp. pepo (vegetable marrow)
Lineage: Eukaryota; Viridiplantae; Streptophyta; Magnoliopsida; Cucurbitales; Cucurbitaceae
Source: RefSeq, a predicted model, not a curated record
CUCGGAUAAGAAAACUUCAUAAAUAAAUAAAUAAUGAACUUGUAUAUCAAAAUUUUACCAUCUAAUAUAUUAGGGACGAGAGAACUUUAUCAAAUAGGUCGAAGUGCAUGCAAACUACCUCAAACAUUCACAAACAAAAAUAAAUAAGUAAAAUAUAUGUUGAUUCCAUAUUUGUGAAUUCCCGUCGGUUGGGAAACGAAGCAUUCUUUGUAAGGGUGUGAAACCUCUCACUACCAGAUGUGUUAUAAAAACUUUAGAGGGAAAACCCAAAGGAAGGUGGACACGAAGCAGUAUGCCAACAAGACGUUGACUUCCGAAGGAGUGGAUUUGGAGGUCUCACCAUCAAUUGGAGAAAGAAACAAGUGUCAGCGAAGACACUAGGUCUCGAAGGUGGAUACUAAUCAUUCUUGUACAAGAAUGCAGAAAUCUAUACCUACCGGACACAUUUUAAAGACUUUGAGGAUAACCCGAAAUGGAAAGAUGAAUUACAAUAUUCAUCUCCUUCCUUUGAAUAUAUGAUGAUUUAAAGGUAAGUGCUAAGCCUUCUAAAGUUUUCUGUACAAUUCAUCUACCAUUAGCAGGCUUUAGAACAGAUGCACCAGAACCAGAGCGAAGUUAACACAAGAUCAAUGAAACGCACCUCAAAAUCAAUGAAACCCAUCAGCAAAACUGCACAUUUCUUCUUCCUCCUCCUCUUUCUACAUUGCCACUCUGAAUCAGACCACACAGCCUUAAUAUACCACCACUGCACCAACAGCCAAACACCCACAUCAACAUCAACGUCCGAAGCCCUCUCAUCCCUCUUCAAAUCCCUCAUCACACACUCCACAAACUCCACCUUCCACACACAAAUCACCGCCCUAAACGGCAUCCCCAUCUCCGGCGAGUACCAAUGCAGAGGCGACAUGAGUUCCACCGCCUGCCAAACCUGCGUAACUCAGCUAGGCAUUUUGUCGAACAGGUUGUGUGCAGGAGCUAGAAACGCGCGCGUGCAGCUGAGGGGGUGUUACAUGCGGUACGAGACGGACGGGGAGGUUGAAGAGGAAGUGAAGAAUUGGGAGUUGGUGCAUAAGGAGUGUGGACAAAUUAAGGGCUAUGCUUAUGAUGAAGGGACCGGCGCGAGAAAUGGGGCGCUGUGGGCGGUGGAGGAGGGGAUUGUGAGGAGUGGAAAUGGGUUUUGGGAGGCGCGGAAUGAGGGUGUGAGGGCGGUGGCGCAGUGUGAGAGGGCGCUGUUUGGGUGCGAUUGCGCGGAGUGUGUCGGCCGUGCUGCGGAGGUUGCGCAGGAGGACUGCGGCGGUGCGCUGUCUGCUGAUGUUUAUUUGAAUGGAUGCUAUCUCAGCUAUACUACCUAUACAUACCCAUCAGGUUACAAGAAGAAUGGUUCAAGUGGGAGGGUAGCAGCUAUUGUGUUGGGUGGCUUGGCAUCCAUUGGAUUAGCCCUUAUUCUCCUCAUGUUUUUCAAGUCUUGUGGAAAAAAAGAUGAUGAUUAA